UCUGCACUUUCCCAAGCGUCGGCGAAGGUGCGCUCCCGUCACUUUUCCCUUGACACAUCUCGACUCUUAGGGCCCGGGGGAGAGCGAAUCGCCAACGAAGAGUGCGACGAGGCCUCAAGAUGUGGUCGGACCAGGAUUUAGUCGAGGUUUUAAGGAGCAGUGUGCCGUAUUACCUGGUGGUAGCGCUGCCCCUCCUGAUCCUCCUGUCGCCCGUGCCGGUCGACGCCGCCGCCGAGUUCACUGUGUAUCGGCUCCAGCAGUAUGAUCUCCACGGCACGCCACACGGUAGUCGCAGCAGUUUGAUAAAUGUAGAAGCUCGAACCCUAGAUGCUACAUCAGUGGCACGGAGAUGUGUCCUAGUUCGGCUGUCAGAGCUAACCCCAGAGAACUACCAUUGGCUAGUUGGACAGGGAGCGGCAGCCCUACUGGUGUUGCUUCCAUCAAAUCUGACAUCCCUGUCUCCUGAACAACGCAAGCUUGUUCAUGAGGUAGAAACAGCCAUGCUAGAGAGUGAUACUCAGCUGGGGGUGUAUUUAGCCUACGAGACGCAAGAGCUUUUGGACAUAUAUGUGUCUGUGCGAACAGCAACAAACACAGACUCAGCAACUUCUGCUGCUGCUGCCCUUUUGCGGUCACUGUCUUCAGAUGGAUAUCAGAUAGUAGUUGGUGGUAGUCAGUCAAAACUAAUGUCGGACAUGUCAAUAGCAAAUAUCCAAGGGAAACUAAGUGGCUAUGGUGUGGAGGAACAGCUGCCAACAGUAGCAGUUGUGGCUCACUAUGAUGCAUUUGGAGCUGCACCAGAGUUGUCUUGGGGAAGUGACAGCAAUGGCUCUGGGGUAGUAAUUCUCCUAGAGUUAGCGCGCAUUCUCUCCCGCCUAUACGCCUCACCUCGCACCCAUCCUCGCCUUAACAUAGCCUUCCUACUCUCUGGAGGUGGCUACAUUAACUACCAGGGCUCAAAGAGAUUCCUAGAAGAUCACUUAGAUGCCUCUGAUUCCCCUCUCCUCUCUGAAACCCAUUACACUAUGUGUCUUGAUUCACUCGGUGCUGGAGACAACAUUAGGAUGCAUGUUUCCAAGAAACCAAAAGAGAAUUCUCCAGCACAUAUUUUCUUCCAGGGUCUUGAAGAAAUUGGUACAAAAUCAGGUAUUAAGGUGGAAAUGGUCCACAGGAAAAUCAACCUCCAGGAAGAUACUCAAGCCUGGGAGCAUGAGAAGUACAGCAUGCGUAGAUUGCCUGCUUUCACUGUUUCUAGGCUGCCAGUAAGUAAAAAACAUCCAAAAACUGGUGAACGGGGCAGCAUCCUUGACACGCCAGACAGUAUUGAUGUAGAUGGCCUUACUCGCAACACAGCUGUGAUUGCAACUUCUCUUCUUCAACACAUUUAUAACACAUCAGUUGAGGAAAUAUUUUCUGAGGGUUUGGAUGUUACAAGAGAGAGUGUGCAGUCUUGGUUGGACUUGUUGAGCUCCCAGCCAAGAUCUCCACAGCUACUUUCAGGGAAGAAUAACCCACUAGUCUCUACUCUUCACCAAGUACUGUCCAGAUAUACCAAUGAAGCUCGUGUAACCUAUGUAAAGGCAGACAAGAGGGAUCCUGAGUGGGCUUUCUACGACGUAACCAAAACCACCAUGGCUGCCUACGCUGUCAAACCUGCUGCCUUUGAUUUCCUCCUUACCUUGGCCAUUCUAAGUUACUUGGGAGUGAUUUAUGUGUUCCUACAGUACUUCCCGAAGAUCUAUGUCAUGAUGGCCAGAAUCACCUCUCCACGCAAAUCUAAGGUUCAUUAAUAAGAUUUUGUUGUAAAAUAUGUUGUUAGUGUCUUUAUGCAUUGACUUAAUGCAAUACAAUGGACUGUAUGUAUGUAUAUCUUAUGUUUAUCUGUGUUUGAUUUUUCUACAAAAUUUGUCUGAUGUUUGAGAGAGAUCUUCUCCCUCAGUUUAUACAUGAAAUUUUCUAAAAUUUUUGUUUUUGUAUUAAGGAGCCUUGUUUUGAAACAGACUUGUUAUUUUUAGAAAUUGAUUGUUUUAAGUUUUAAUUUUAUCCAGUUUGAUGUAUGGAAAAGCUUGUCGUGUUGGUGGGCGCUUGGCUUGGGCCAGCUAAUGCUUUUCUGCCAGGAAUCAAAUGGUUAUUUGUUAACUCAGUGUAUUUUGGGAUGGCCCUGGGUUGUAAUUAGGGGCAAAUCCUUUUUCAAGAAGAAUGGAAAUAAAAAGACAUACAAUUAAUAAUGAUGCCAAAUAUAAAAGGGAAGAUGUUUAAGAAGAAACAGGAAUGUAAAAAGCUGAUACAUUUCAUUAGCUAAAGUGAUAGUUGAAUGACAAAAAGCAUACUUCAGAUUUGAUCAUUACAUUAUUGUAGAUGGAAUUGAUCUUGUUUUUGCAUCUUGAUUCCAGUGAUAUUUGCUUCGUAAAAGAUUGUCACAAGAUGCAUUUUACAUAUAUUAUGUAGAGUAUACCAUUGUCAGUAUGAGUCAUUUUUAUACAAGCAUGAUGUGAUAUGUCAUUGUUGCCAACUUUAGUGUUAAAGGAAGGAAUGUACAUGCCAUCAUAAGGGAAACCAAAUUUCCAAAUUGCAAUGUGCUAUAUUUCAAGUAUUAAGUAAGAAGGCUGUCUUUAUGCAUUCUAAAGUUAAAGAAUGAAAGCAAUUUCAGGCAAAGGACUACAUGAUUUUGAUACUUAAUCAUUUAGUGAGAUGAAUGUGGGAUGUAAAAUUAAGCUUUUGUAAGCUUCUGGGUUUCAUCAUUGCAAGGGAGUAGCCUUGAGUUGGAUGGAUUGUUUCUACUUUUUUAUUCCUGUGAAUAUAUAUAUAUAUAUGAUGUAUAUAUAUAUAAUGUAUAUAUAUAUAUAAUGUGUAUAUAUAUAUAAUGUAUAUAUAUAUAAUUAUUUAUAUAUAUAUAUAUAUAUUGUAACUCUGAAUGGUGUUUGUAUAAUGAGAAAUGUGUGUGUGUGUGUGUGUGUGUGUGUGUGUGUGUGUGUGUGUGUGUGUGUGUGUGUGUGUGUGUGUGAGAAGUACCUCAAGAAUGUUAAAAAUCAUGUUUUACAGUGCUUUUAUUGGACAUUUUUUUGGAUAUCAUUUUCGCCAUAGUAUUAAAAUUCAUCCAACUUUUUAUAUGAUAUGUGAGAGCUCCUGCAGUUGUUGGAAAGGAUGCACAUAAAAUAUUUUGAUUUAUUAAGAACUUGUGGCAGUGUCUGUAACAUUGAAAUCUAAAGGUCCAUUUUUUGCCUUAUCAGCAUUCUUGCAAGUUAGUGACGAUAGUGAAUAAAAAAAAAGAAAAAACAAAUGAAUACAUUUACUAGAUACUCAUCUUGAGGAAUGUGUGUACAAACUCACACAUGUGUGUCUGUGUGGGUGUACGUAAGCAUGUGCGUGUGUCCGUGUGUAUGUGUGUGUGUAUGCGCGCACGUGUGCGUGCUUGCAUGUGCGCAGUUACACCUGUACUUUUAUCUGCAGUCAGCGUACAAAUUACAUUAUUCUCCUUGGUGUUUCAGUGCUAGUGAAUGUAAUUUUGAAACAUAUUUUUCAUCUGAAAAUGCUUCUCAAUGAUACAGAAGUUGAGGCCUUAUAAGCAUAGUUUGUAAUUGGGUUACUUUUCAAUUAAUUUUUUUUUUUUUCUUUGAUCAUACUGUAUUGAGUUGUAUUAAAAUUUCAAUGCAAAGAAAGAUCUUGCAAUCAUGAUGGAACUUUGUGGCCAUCUUUCUGUAUUUUUUUGUAUAUGUUGUUUGUCAGUACUCCUGUUGAGAUAAGCCUUUGUUUUAAAUAGACUAAUCUUGCAUUUUUUUUUUUUUUUGAAAGAUUUUGUUUGUUAAUUCAUUAUAGUAGCAAUAAAGACAAAUAAUAUAUUACCAGAUUGCAUUAUCUGUUGGGAAUGUAUUAAUUUUUGGAAUGUAUUCCCUUUGUUCUGUAUAAAUAAAAGUUUCUCAAGGAUUUGUUUAUCUGA
Penaeus chinensis is the source of this 3937-nucleotide messenger RNA. Its product is annotated as nicalin-1-like. The record is from RefSeq and is a predicted model, not a curated record. NCBI's taxonomy places the organism in Eukaryota, Metazoa, Arthropoda, Malacostraca, Decapoda, Penaeidae. Bases 120 to 1790 code for a protein of 556 amino acids. The transcript has 12 exons. Gene Ontology annotation, cellular component: endoplasmic reticulum membrane. Gene Ontology annotation, biological process: regulation of signal transduction.